Messenger RNA from Funneliformis geosporum, 1699 nucleotides. Lineage: Eukaryota; Fungi; Glomeromycota; Glomeromycetes; Glomerales; Glomeraceae. The record is from the annotation of a GenBank genome assembly.
UUUUGAGGGAUGGAAAACAGCCUUGGAGCCCGAGAAUUUCAACCUUAUCUCCAUUCUGAAAUUCCGUCGAACAAAAGAUGACUUCUCGCUUAACAAGUCCGUUGAGCAUACUCGUAUUUCAAAGUUCGUUUCACAAGUUGCAAACACAGAGGAAAGAAAGUGGAGCGAGGUAGCUUCUGACUUAAAUGUAUCUAAGGUGAUGUCUUUACCCGUUGUUUUAAGUUCGCAAGCCCGAUGGGAAAUUGUAAAAUCAUUUUGGGAUAAGAUCGAAUUUGAAACAAGUACACAGUUAAUGGUGAAGAAGGUCGAUCAAAUUGAGGCGGAACAACAAGUUCAGGCAACCAAUAAUGCCUCAAUUCAGAUGAAUGUAAUUCAGAAGGACUUUAUCAACAAGAGUUAUCUGAGGGGGUGCGACCAUGAUCUACAGGUUGAUGGGGAAACAUCAAAAGAGGUGAGACCAAGUUAUCGACAGGAUGAAGAAUCGACAACAGCCAAGAUGAAUGAAGAGAACCACCAUUCGGAAAAUGAUUUGAGAGAAGCGACUGACUCAAUGGUUGGGAAAGUAGAAAGAACACCAUUGAUGGUGGACAACAUUGACCUGGAAGAAAUUUUCAUAGAUUAUUGCGAUAGAUGCGAAAACAUCUUUGAUUUAUGUAAUAGCGAUAUCAUGGAUAUGAGACCUAGUUCACACUUCACGAGAGAAAUUGCGGAAGAAUCUUGGAGUAAAUUUGUGCUAGAUACAUAUCCUGAGCAUAAUAUACCCAAAGGAUGGAAAGAUUUUAUACAAGAAUUUUUCAAGCCGAAGGAUAGUUUACAAGAUUGGAAAGAUGCUUGGCGUGGACUUUACAAAAACGAAAUCAAUGAAAAUGAAAUUGAUGAAGACUUGUUAGAAGCGGUUCAUAAUAUACUUGGACCAUAUAUUGAAGCUUUUGAAGCUCCAUAUAAUGUACUGAAAUCAGGGGAUCUUGAAGAGAAUCAAUUUAACGCGCAAUUUAUAAGCCCAAUAUUAAAAAAUGCACUCAAGGUUGUCUGUAGCGUUGAUUGGAGAAUACUCGAAGUACCGGUUAAAAGUAGUAAGUCUCGUCGUAAUGCAAAUAUAAAUCCAUUUAUCGACAAAGUAUUGACCUCAAAGCGUGCAGAUGGAAUUGCUCGUCUCUGGGAGGAUCACGAAGAAGUAUUCAUAUAUGAGCAAACGGGACCUCCAGACUUCGAUGAUAUCACGGAAUUUCACAUCCAUGACUAUAAGUUGGUUAGAACUAUGCGAGAUGUGUUAAACCAACGCAUAAUCCUUCGCCUUAAAAGUGGGAUGUACGAUCACAAGGAACUAUCAAGUUUUGGUGCUUUUGGUCAUCAAACUGAAGUAUCGUUGUAUUGGUGUACAAUACAUCAAAGGGCAUAUUGUAUUCGUGAAUAUGGAAGUUUUAAGGUUCCUAUAAUUUGGCAGGACCUCUCUGUUAUAUCUGAGGCGAUUAUAAUAUGCCUUAAAUUUUUUGUGAGUAUAACAAAGCAUAUUUUUACUUUAUUACCAUUCUUACUAAUACUUAUCUAUGUUCAGUUCUUUAUGAAAAAAAAUAUUCAAAAGAAGAAAUUAUGUAUCGAGCAAGAUGAGCAAAAAAAUAAGUUGCUGGCUAAGCGAAAGGUUCACAUUUUAAAGCAAAACACACCAACACCGAAUCGCCCUAAAAAGCAAAAGAAGUAG